AUGUUCACAACGGCAAUAGCAAAAGAAUAUCGCGAAGCUAGUAUGUGUAAAGGAUUUGGAUCUAGCCUCACGGGACCAGCUCUUCAGUGGUUUACGAACCUACCGAACGCGUCAAUCGACUCGUUCGCGUCAUUGACAGACCGCUUUGUUGAGCAAUUCGCGAGCAGCAGGAACAUAGAAAGGACAGCCGACGAUCUCUAUGAAGUGAUACAGAAGAGAGGAGAACCGUUGCGCGAUUACGUAGGUCGCUUCAACAAAGAGAAAGUAUCCAUUCCGGCAUGUGUCACGUCCACUGCCAUCUCUGCAUUCAAAAGAGGAUUGCUCCCAGACAGUGAUUUGUACAAGGAACUGACGAAGUACCAGUGCAGAACGAUGGAAGAUGUGCUAUCUAGAGCAUGGGCUCAAAUAAGGUGGGAGGAAGACCCUGCAUAUCGACACCUACUUUCCCCACGAUCUGAUUCGCGCGUUGUUAGGAACGAGCGUCCCUCUCGAGAUGACAGACCGUACCAGAGACCACGCAGUGAAAGCACUAGCAAGAGAAGCGAACAGAAGCGACCAUCGACCACUCAACCAAAUUGA
Molecule: messenger RNA, 579 nt
Organism: Microthlaspi erraticum
Lineage: Eukaryota; Viridiplantae; Streptophyta; Magnoliopsida; Brassicales; Brassicaceae
Source: the annotation of a GenBank genome assembly